GCCCUAAUUCUGCAAUCCUUCUCUUUUCUUGAGACAUGACUGGGGACAAGUCACGUGAGGUGCAUCGUCAAGGAGAAUUCGUCAUCGCAGCCAGCCAGCCAUGAUGCUCUUGACUUGAACCGGAAUCUCGAGUGUGAUAUCGAUAUCGAUAUCGAUUUCGAUUUCGGUUUUCCGUACCAUUUUCCGGUUCUAAAUAUUUAUUCCCGGUUCGGCAUUGUUGCUCCUCUCCAUAAUCUGCGCAACGCGACGAAGCGAACCACCACCCCGUUUCCGUCGUCGAAAUUGAUCGGAAAUUCGGCGAUGCCUCUCUUUCCGUUUGGAUUUUGUUCGUGUUAAGAUCCGAGAGCGAAAUUUGCUUCAGUCCGAAGAAGGCCUUGGUGGAGACAUCUUCUAUUUUUUGUGAUUCUGGAAUUCUCCGACUCAGUGGGACAAAUGUGAAGAAAGGUAUUAAACAGAGGACUCUUGUGGAUUGGUUUCUGCCUGAUGGAAAAACUCUACUUUGACUGAAAAGCAUUUGAGUCCCACAGCGGGAAUCACAUAUUGCUACACAAUGGAGUCUUUAUAUUGCUUGCACCAAAUUGGUAUAUAUUGUGCUUAUUCAUGAUGGAUAUUGAUAGCCAAACAGACAUGGAAUUGAGUGGAGAUCCUCAGAUGCUCCCUCCAACACCUGGAACUUUUGUAGAUCGCGAAGAGCUUAUCCAACAUGUUGGUGAAUUUGCUGUAUCACAGGGAUAUGUUGUCACUAUUAAGCAGUCAAAGAAGGACAAAGUGGUUGUUCUUGGCUGUGAUAGAGGAGGUGUUUAUCGGGAUAGGCGUAAAUCUAAAGAUCAGUCCUAUGGUGAACCCAGCCGGAAAAGAAAAAUUGGUUCUCGCCUUACCAAUUGUCCAUUUGAAUGCGUUGGAAAGAAGGAUGAUGGUUUGUGGGUGCUUAUUUUAAAAAACGGAACACAUAAUCAUGAGCCCAUUAAGGAUAUAUCAGAGCAUCCUGCUGCUCGGCGUUUCUCUGAGAAAGAAGUUCUGCUUAUAAAAGAAAUGACAGAAGCUGGAUUAAAACCUAGGCAGAUUUUGAAAAGACUCAAACAGAACAACCCUGAGCUUUUGUCAACUCCAAAACAUGUUUAUAACAUCAAAGCAAAACUUCGGCAGGGGAACACAACAGUGAGGAUGUUCAAAUCAUUGAAGCCCGAGAAAUGUGCUGCAAGGAAAAGUCACCUAUCAAAUACUGAGCCAUCUUGGAGGCAGUGCUAUCCCCAGAGGAUUUCCAAUCUUAUUGGAGGUAGAUUUGUAGAUUCGGAGUCUUUUGCAUCUAUUGAUGUCAUUAACCCUGCAACACAACAAGUUAUUUCUCAAGUUUCUUUGACUACGAAUGAAGAGUUUCGAGCUGCUGUGUUUGCAGCUAAACGGGCUUUUCCCUCUUGGAAAAACACUCCUCUUAACAUCCGUCAGCGCAUCAUGUUUAGGUUGCAAGAGCUUAUUGAGAGGGACCUUGAUAAGCUUGCAAUGACCAUCUCCACAGAGCAUGGGAAGCCGUUAAAAUAUGCAUGUGACGAUGUGGUACGUGGACUAGAGGCGCUGGAAUACACUUGUGGUCUGGGGUCUCUGCAGGUUGGAGAGUUUGUAUCCAAUUCAUCUGAUGGGGUUGAUUCUUAUAGCACAACAGAGCCACUUGGUGUUUGUGCUGGGAUAUGCUCCUUUGACUUCCCAGCUAUGAUUCCAUUAUGGAUGUUUUCUAUUUCCGUCAUGUGUGGUAAUACUUACAUCCUAAAGCCUUCAGAGAAAGACCCAGGAGCUGCCAUGUUGCUUGCAGAGUUGGCAGUGGAGGCUGGGCUGCCCAGCGGUGUCUUAAACAUUGUGCAUGGUACCAAUGAUAUCAUUAAUUCAAUAUGUGAUGAUAAUGAUGUCAAAGCAGUCUCAUUUGUUGGUCCAAAGACGGCCGCUGUCUAUGUGCACACAAGAGCAUCAGCUACAGGGAAGAGGGUUUUGUUGUUUUCCAAGUGUAAUGUAGGAGGCAAACAUCAUGCUGUUAUCAUGCAUGAUGCAAGCAUGGAUACUACUGUGGGCACUCUAGUUGCAGCUGGUUUUGGCUGCGCAGGACAAAAAUGCGUGGCAAUAUGCACGGUUAUUUUUGUUGGAAACUCAACUCUAUGGGUGGAUAAACUAGUGGAGCAUGCUAAAGCACUUAGAGUGACAGCUGGUACUGAGCCGUGUGCUGAUGUUGGACCUCUGAUUAGCAAGCAGGCACAGGAGCGAAUGUGUAGAUUGAUCCAAACGGCUGUUGAAGCUGGUGCGAGAUUAGUGCUUGAUGGCCGUAACACCAUGGUCCAUGGAUAUGAGCAAGGGAACUUUAUUGGCCCUACAAUAUUAACCGGUGUAACAACUGAAAUGGAGUGUUACAAGGAAGAAUUGCACGGUCCAGUGCUUCUCUGCAUGCAGGUUGACAGCUUAGAGAAGGCCAUAGAAAUCAUAAACCAGAAUAAACAUGGUCAGGCUGCUUCAAUAUUUACGACAUCCGCCAUGGCUGCAAGAAAGUUUCAAACAGAUAUCGAGGUUGGGCAGAUUGGUAUAAACGUUCCAGCUUCAGCUUCAUUCCCAUAUUCCUCUCUCAUGACCCUGAGGCCGAAUUUCUCGAGCGACCUCUCUGACGACGGGAAAACGUGGGUAGAGUUCUACACGAAGACGAAGAGAGUGAGACGACAAUGGGGAGACUUGCAGAUACAGAGUGAAGGAACUUCAUCUCAUGUUAUGGAUGCUUUCUGUUGAGAGUGAAGACGACGAGGCUUGUGGUUCAUAGAAGUAUCCGUUGUUGAAUCAGCUUGGUAAGAACUAGGGAAUCAAUGUAUAUACAUAUAAUGUAAAUUCAAUUUAAUCUUCCUUGGUCUAAAGCAUGGAACGGAGGGAGUAACCUAAAACAACAA
Messenger RNA from Tarenaya hassleriana, 2915 nucleotides. Its product is annotated as methylmalonate-semialdehyde dehydrogenase [acylating], mitochondrial-like. Gene Ontology annotation, biological process: L-valine catabolic process; thymine catabolic process. Bases 601 to 2760 code for a protein of 719 amino acids. Gene Ontology annotation, cellular component: mitochondrion. NCBI's taxonomy places the organism in Eukaryota, Viridiplantae, Streptophyta, Magnoliopsida, Brassicales, Cleomaceae. Gene Ontology annotation, molecular function: malonate-semialdehyde dehydrogenase (acetylating, [NAD(P)+]) activity; methylmalonate-semialdehyde dehydrogenase (acylating, NAD+) activity. The record is from RefSeq and is a predicted model, not a curated record. The transcript is spliced from 23 exons.